Messenger RNA from Abrus precatorius (Indian licorice), 642 nucleotides. Its product is annotated as kunitz trypsin inhibitor 2-like. Bases 1 to 642 code for a protein of 213 amino acids. The transcript has a single exon. Lineage: Eukaryota; Viridiplantae; Streptophyta; Magnoliopsida; Fabales; Fabaceae. The record is from RefSeq and is a predicted model, not a curated record. Gene Ontology annotation, molecular function: endopeptidase inhibitor activity.
AUGAAGAACACAUUGCUAGCCUUUGUCCUUCUCUUUGCCUUCAGCUCACAACCACUACUUGGAGAAGCUGAAGCUUCACCUGAACAAGUAGUUGACACAUUAGGCAAGAAGCUACGAGCUGGUCUCAGUUACUAUAUUAUCCCAGCUAUGCCCUUAACCAAAUGUGGACGUUAUGGAAAAUGUAGAAGUGGUGGAGGGCUUGCACUUGCAAGCAUUGGUGAAUCAUGCCCUCUUGAUGUUGUUGUUGUGGAUGGAUACCAUGGUUUGCCAAUAACAUUUUCACCAAUUGACCCAAAAAAAGGUAUGGUUCGUGUGUCCACGGAUUUGAACAUCAUGUUCACUACUCAUCGUACGAGUUGUGCUGAAUAUUCCUUAGUGUGGAAAUUAGAUAACUUUGAUGUUUCUAAGAGACAGUGGUUUGUGAUCACUGGUGGGUCUAUGGGAAACCCUGGUUGGGAAACCAUACACAAUUGGUUCAAGAUUGAGAAGUGUGAUGAGGCUUAUAAGAUUGUUUAUUGUCCCAAUGUAUUCCCUUCUUCCAAGCACAUGUGUAAGGAUGUUGGUGUGUUUGUGGAUGAGAAUGGCUAUAGGCGUUUGGCUUUAAGUGAUGUUCCCUUCAAAGUUAAGUUUCAGUUGGCAUGA